AUGUGCGAGCGAGGUGGGCUCGGGCUCAGGGCCGGGUUAGUAGCGAAGUAUCAAAACGGUGGUUUGCGCAAGGAUAGUAUACGGAUGUACGGAAAGAGCUCGUAGAUGGAGGUAUUGAGCAGAGUAUCGUGUGCGUAGAGAACGCGUGUCUACAGUCGACGUCAGGAGGCACGUCUCACGUCAACA
Chondrus crispus (carragheen) is the source of this 186-nucleotide messenger RNA. RefSeq lists its product as hypothetical. Lineage: Eukaryota; Rhodophyta; Florideophyceae; Gigartinales; Gigartinaceae. The coding region runs from base 1 to 105 and encodes 34 amino acids. The record is from RefSeq and is a predicted model, not a curated record. The transcript has 2 exons.